This is a messenger RNA of Suillus plorans, 1422 nucleotides long. RefSeq lists its product as uncharacterized. The record is from RefSeq and is a predicted model, not a curated record. Bases 1 to 1422 code for a protein of 473 amino acids. Gene Ontology annotation, cellular component: mitochondrion. Gene Ontology annotation, biological process: asparaginyl-tRNA aminoacylation. Gene Ontology annotation, molecular function: ATP binding; nucleic acid binding; asparagine-tRNA ligase activity. NCBI's taxonomy places the organism in Eukaryota, Fungi, Basidiomycota, Agaricomycetes, Boletales, Suillaceae. The transcript has 4 exons.
AUGCUCCUGCGCCGUUUUGCGACAGCUUCAACGUCGUUGCCCCCAACGAUCCGACAGCUGUUGUCUUCCUUGCCACCGACUGGCCAGGCGAUUGAAGUACAACUGAGUGGUUGGAUCAAAUCUGUACGGAGGCAGAAAAAUGUCACUUUCGCGGUGAUUAAUGAUGGAAGUUGUGCUUCCGGCCUGCAAGCAGUCUUGAAGCCAGAUGCUACCCCACACAACUUAACCAAUGGCGCCAGUGUCCGCAUUUGUGGCAAUCUGGUCCAAAGUACGGGCCGUGGACAAUCAUAUGAACUGCAAGUUGAGGCGGUUGAUAUCUUGGGCGAAUGUAACCCAGAGGCCUACCCUAUCCAGAAGCAAGCCUUACCCGUGGAGUUUCUGAGGGACAAUGCUCAUCUGAGGGCCCGAACAGAUAUCAAUGCUGCUAUGCUCCGUCUACGUGACUCUGUCCUCCGGAUGCUACAUAGUUAUUAUGAGGCCCAAGACUUCCAUUACGUGCACACGCCCAUUCUGACUUCAAACGAUUGCGAGGGCGGUGGUGAAACGUUUCGUGUCUCACCCGCUUCUUCCGCCCCUCCUUCAAGGCAAUCGCCCGAUUCGAGCGCACAAGCCGAGUUCUUUUCCCAGCCUGCAUAUCUUACUGUAUCUUCGCAACUUCAUCUGGAGGCCCUUGCUGCUUCCCUGUCUCGGGUUUACACGCUCUCUCCUUGCUUCCGGGCAGAACGUUCCCAAACAAAUAGGCACCUCGCCGAAUUCUGGAUGCUCGAAGCUGAAUGGGCAUUUAUUAACCACGUCGGGGACAUAUGUGAUGUGGUCGAGGAGUCUCUCAAAAAUGUCCUUCAGUGUCGAUCAGAACACGCCCUCCUUUGGAAAGAUGGCGACGAAGCAAAACUAAAAUCUCUGGAAGAUGCAUCGCGCCCAGGAAUCCCCUGGACACGCAUAUCAUAUACUGAUGCUGUAAAUGAGCUGCAGAAAUACCAUGCUUCUUCUCGAGUUGGAUUCGAAUUCGAGCCUGCGUGGGGGAGAGCAUUGCAAAGCGAGCACGAGCGCUGGGUUUCGGAACGACUUGUUGGCGGUCCUGUGUUUGUCACAGACUACCCAACUUCCCUGAAGCCAUUCUAUAUGCGAGCUAAUGAUGACGGGCAGACUGUAGCGUGCUUUGAUCUUCUAGUUCCUUCCAUCGGUGAGCUCGUGGGUGGGUCGCUCAGAGAAGAGAGGUCCUCUCAUUUGGUCGAGGCUAUACGGAGGCAUGGGCUCAAGGAGGAAGAAUACGGAUGGUACGUGGAUUUAAGGAAGUAUGGAAGCGCGCCUCAUGGGGGUUAUGGGCUGGGGUUCGAACGUCUGAUUAGCUGGAUGAGCGGAAUUGAAAAUGUGCGGGAGUGCAUCGCGAUGCCGAGGUGGGCAAAACGGAUGUUGUUGUAA